Molecule: messenger RNA, 2269 nt
Organism: Cajanus cajan (pigeon pea)
Lineage: Eukaryota; Viridiplantae; Streptophyta; Magnoliopsida; Fabales; Fabaceae
Source: RefSeq, a predicted model, not a curated record
AUCAUAACCUUUGAAGUAGGAUGAGUAGUGAUUUCUUCCCUGGCAUUUGGCAACAAAUGAUUGUCAGUGUUGUUGAUUUAUGGCUCUCCUGUUUGUAGGUUUUACCACGCAUAUGACAACUAUAUGAUGUAUGCAUUUCCGCAUGACGAGCUAAAACCCCUCACUAAAACUUUCACCAACUCCUUAAGUGAGUUGGGAAAUUUGAAGCUUGAACACUUGCCUCAAGACUACAACGGUUCUGCACUUACGCUUAUUGAAUCGCUGUCUAGCCUUGUUAUUAUGGGCAAUAACACUGAAUUUGAGAGGGCGGUGCUGUGGCUUUCGGAAAAUCUAACAUUUGAUGUUGAUGCACGCAUAAAUCUUUUUGAGUGCAACAUAAGAGUUCUUGGAGGACUUGUCUCUGCUCACUUACUUGCAUCUGAUUCUUCAAAGAAAUUGUUUCAAGGAGCUUACGAGAAUCAGCUGCUACUUCUGGCUGAAGAUUUAGGGAAACGCUUUCUACCUGCAUUCAAUACGCCUACUGGAUUGCCAUAUGCAUGGAUUAACUUAAAGGUGUGGUAAUAAUAUUCCUGUAACCAACUAUCAAGAAUUCUCAUUGUAGGGUAAGGUUGUAAACUGUACUGUUACAUGAUCCUGUCAUUAUUUGCUUUGGAGUUCCCCCCAAAAUAUUGAACUCCUUUGUUUGAUAUCCUCUUCUCUCACUCUGCUUCACAUUUCCUUGGCUGUGUCACUUUUCCAGCACGUUUUUCCUGGCCAGUGCUGCCGCUGUCUCUAGAUAUUGCCCUUCCCAUUGUCAAAUCAACAAGCUAACCCCAUCAUUGGAUUCAAAGUUAUCCAUCUUGGGGGCUAUUUUUAGGUUGAUCAUUCCAUCCAUGCUUGCCACCCGUCUCUGUUGCCCCUACAAUGUUCUGGUGUGAAACUGUGCACCAGUCCACCUUUUCAGUAAAUCCCUCCAUCCAUAGAUCGGCUUGUCUUGUGUAUCCUGGUCUACCACAGCCCAUUUGUGUGGUUCCACCACUCCAAGAGGCUGUUUGACCUUGUCUCUGUUGUGUGUAGUGCUCUUUGGCUCUGUUUCUGUCCAUUUGGACCUUCUGCUGCAUGGGUUAUUCUGUUCCAUCCCUGUUUGUUUGCAUUCCUAUCAGUUUGGCUCUGUUUGGUCUUUUUGUUUAUGUUCCUGCUUGAAUUGACAUAUUCUGUUUGUUCCUACUCUUGCUUCUACUUGCCAUGUUCAUUGCACUGUAUGACUGUUUAACUUUGGCUCUGGUAGGGCUGUUGAUUGAGUUUUAUCAGUCAUUUUCAAGCCCAUUCUAGACAGAUCAAUUCUUCCCAUUUUGUACAUGUUUUCCAAAGAUUUUGAUAAUUUUGAAAAAGUAUGGGCCUGCGCCUGCGCAUAUGAUAGGAGGCUCACUAUGAAUAUUUCUAAUGGUGCUUUCUCUCGUGCAUCUUUCUAGCAAUGUCUCUUCUCCUUGGCCAUGCAACAGUCCAACCAUGUCUUCUGAUUGUGCAUCAUUCCAGCCAUCAUUCUUUUUAUGUUACAUUUCCAUGGCAAUGCUUAUUUUGUUAUCUCUGACUCCUACAGUCAACAGUUAUUGGGAUGCGUCAUUUUGUUCUGUCGUCUCUCCAGCUAUCAGGUUUAUGGACUCAAAUUAUUUUUUUAAUCAUUUUCCUUGUUAAAUGUGUUUAUUUGUAACAAGCUAAGAGCUUAGUAAGCUUCAGCUUUAUGCCUUCAUAGAAUAUUACGAGUCUAACUAUGUUAGGAGUGUUAUUAGGCUGGGUAUGUAGUAGUUAUACAGCACAAGUACAUGACCUAGUAUAUUAGCAUAAAAACAAGCAUUUGGUUAUAUGAUAGAACCCAAUUCAAAGUAGCCAAUAUAGUUUAUGAUUAUGUCAUUUGAAUUAUGUUAUCAUAGUUUAUCUUUAGGAUUAUGUUAUUUGAAUUUAUUUUCACAGCUUAUUUUUAGUUAGGAUUUAUCAUUUGAAUUCGGUUAUCAUAGCUUAUCUUUAGGAUUUAAUUUAGGAUUAUGUUAUCUGAUUUUUUUUUUUUAUCAUAGCUUAUCUUUAGGAAUUAUAUUCUUUUAUCAAUUUUAGGGAGUUAGUUGAGGGGGAUGAUAAUGAAUACCAAGUAGCUUUAGAGAGGGCAAUUAUUGCAAACAUUUUAUUGGAUUGUAAUUAGAGCCGGUGCUCUGGGAGAGGGAGGCAGUAGAUUAAUCUGCCAAUCUCUAUUUUUUAUUUUAAAUAGUAAUACCUGCUGAAUUUUGGGUUUCCAUCA